GAGAUAACAUAUGGUAAAAAUGAUAAGCUUGUCGGCUAGACGUUCUUCUGGCAGAAGUACAUAUGGUUAAAACCAAAAUUAUGAGUUAAGGCAGCAAUUUUCAAGUUUUCCUUUUAAAAAACCGACAUUGAGAGUUGACCCAAAUGUUGGGAUGGCAAUGUUUGUCGCUUUUGGCAGGAGAGUCAAAAUCCCCCUGCAGCAGGAUUUUCAAUCCGGGUCCAAACGAAUGCAGUGUUUCUGUACAAGGUGCAUAAGCCAGUCAUAUUACGAUAUACUUAAAGUACCCCAGACUUGUAGUUCUAAAGAUGUCAGGGAGGCGUUCAUCAAUCUUUCAAAGAAGAACCAUCCUGACAAACAUCCCAAUGAUCCUUCAAUGCAUGAAAGAUUCAUACAGAUAAAUGAAGCUUACACCGUAUUAAUAAACCCAACAUCGAGGAGGGCAUAUGAUAUGACUUUGAGCCAUAGAAAGAAACUAGAGGCUCCUUACACUAGACCUAACUACCAGUAUUAUCAGUACAGUGCUUCUAACUACAAUCAGUACCAUCAAAAUCAGCAAAAUAAACGAAACCAGUAUACUUAUAACAGCAGCCAGAAAGCGAAUUCAUCGAAUGCUUCAGAUGAUAGCUCAAGUUACUAUUCUUACCAAUGGGAAAGUGAUGCGAGAACAAACACUGGUGAAAAUAAUACUUACAAUGAAGUCAAAGGGGUUAAACGAAUUUCAAAUGCAAUGUUUCUCUCGAUUUUUUUGUUUAUAUCUUUCUUUACCUUUGGAAUACAGAUGAUCGCCUUAAGAAGUCAUACAAUUAAAUCAAGAGAACAGAUGUUAGAAAAGAGCCGUAGAUACAGUAUGAUGCACGCAAUGGCGAAGGAGAAAGUGAGAUUAUAUGGGAGUAAACAUCAAAUCGAGAUGCUAAAACGGUCAUUGUCGUCAACCUUUGAUGUUUCUGAAUCUGAUGAAGAUCUGCUUUACGGAGUGGCCGCGCAAGAAGAAAGGACAUGUUCUGAAAACACAAACCAACAGCAGGUGGCUCCAGUUCUCAACACUGUAGAUGCUGAGAGCGACAGUCAAGUACUGCCUCCUCCCGAGGCAGUACCACAGCCAAAACCAUGCCCUGAGAACACUUGUAAAAAAUGUAAAAAGGCUAAGGUUAAAUUUGAAAGUCAACCCCAGAGUAUGUCAUAAUAAAUUCUAUCUACACAUUUAUAAAAAUCCUUAAAAAAAAAAAAAAAAUGUUUUGCCUUUCCUUGUAAAUAAAUUGUCAUUAAAUAGUUAUACAUAAACAUUUUUAUUUUUUAAACUAUAAGAUUGUUAUUAAAGUUGAUUGUGUUACUAUUAUAUAUUGUUUGCGUGAUUUCAAAAAUAAUAUAAUACUCAAAUAAAACAAAAUUUUAAUAUGUGAUCAAAAA
This is a messenger RNA of Cimex lectularius (bed bug), 1407 nucleotides long. RefSeq names its product dnaJ-like protein 60. The transcript has 5 exons. The record is from RefSeq and is a predicted model, not a curated record. Lineage: Eukaryota; Metazoa; Arthropoda; Insecta; Hemiptera; Cimicidae. Bases 152 to 1183 code for a protein of 343 amino acids.